AGAGAACCAGAAUAUCGUAUCUACACUAGACUAAUUACCUCUACAUGUGGAAAACCCAUUUACCAUUUCAAUGAUCAAGUAGAACUGCUCACUGCCUUAUAUGAUGCCAUAGAAGGUCAUCGGAAUUUAUUUCGCAUUGCUAAUAUUUUACAUGGGGAUAUUUCGCUGUACAAUAUCAUGAUAGGAGCAGAUGGCCGAGGAUUUAUCAUAGAUUUAGACUAUGCUAUUGAUCUUGGCUUUGACCAAUCUUCGGCCACAGAUUGUGACCAAAAAAAAGAUGCACCGUGCUACAGAACUGGGACUUUACCUUUCAUGGCUAUAGAGAUUCUAAAUCAUAAUGCAAAACAUACAUUUCAACACGACCUAGAAUUUUUCUUCUAUGUUUUAUGCUGGAUUUGCUCUGAGUAUAAGGGC
Molecule: messenger RNA, 414 nt
Organism: Rhizophagus irregularis DAOM 181602=DAOM 197198
Lineage: Eukaryota; Fungi; Glomeromycota; Glomeromycetes; Glomerales; Glomeraceae
Source: RefSeq, a predicted model, not a curated record